Molecule: messenger RNA, 4494 nt
Organism: Centropristis striata (black sea bass)
Lineage: Eukaryota; Metazoa; Chordata; Actinopteri; Perciformes; Serranidae
Product: solute carrier family 41 member 3-like
Exons: 10
Coding region: 1213-2562 (449 amino acids)
Biological process (GO): monoatomic cation transport
Cellular component (GO): plasma membrane
Molecular function (GO): monoatomic cation transmembrane transporter activity
Source: RefSeq, a predicted model, not a curated record
GCCGGCUGGUUCUCUCUCUCAUGAGUUUGCAUGUCGGGCAGCAGACAGCCCUGCCUCUUUCUCUGCUACGUCACAGCAGAGCAGGACUACCCUGAUGCUGAGAGCAGGAAACCAGCAACCAGCCUGACAAACACCGGCUGCUGCUGCUGCUGCAUCUAGACAGACCUCUUGGAUCUCUUUUAGACGUUACGGUGCCUUUUUUUAUUUGCUUUCCUUUUCUUCACUCUCAUUGUGAGCCUGCCAAAACAGAAGAGCUGGAUCUGGAUUGACAUAAAGGGAAUCCUGCCGCUGCUAACUCUCCAAACCUUUUGGAUUCUAUUCUUCAUCUUCUUACUUAUGUUAUUAUUCUGAACAUUAUUAUCAUCUUUUUUGGGAUUACAGCUGUGCCUUUAUACUAUAGAGGUCAAGUGGAUUUCUGAAGACUGGAUCCAACAAAAAGUAAUUCAGAAGACUCUGUAAACUCCAUUUACAUGGAUUUACAUGGAGUACAUCUGACAAACUGGACUUAAUCAAGACUCUUGGCGUCUGAAUGAUCCAUUGCCAGGUUCAUUCUCAAAGCCAUCUUACUAGACUUUUCUUAAAAAUACAAAAUACAGCUUGGUUCAAGACAGACUUUGGACUGCAGAUGUGGAGCAUCUGUGCUUGUAUACGAACAUUGUGACCUAUGAGUAAGAAGUGGUGUUAAUGGUUGUGUUCCCCAGUGGUGCUGACGAAUGGAUACCUCAUCACUGCUGACUCACUACUGGGCCAAAGAUGCCACACUCCAUUGCCCUCACAUUAGACUUGAAGCCUUUAACUUUGGUUUUAUUUGGGGGAAAAAGAUCAUUAAUCGGAACAGUUUGAACAUUGAGCCACAAUCUCUUACUUGUUUCACUUAAUUUUCACUUCUGGAUAUCUGAAGACACAAUUUCAAUUGUCCUCCGAGGUGGAAAGAUAAAGGAAAGCCUUUCAUUUCAUUGUUCCAGAGUGGAUCAACAAUGCUUUCAAAAAUCCCGUCCAUCUCGUCUUCAAACACUUCCCCUUGGCCUUUUUAAACCAAGGACAUUGAUUGGUUUCUUCUUCAGACUAACUAACUAACCCUGCUCAAACUAAAAACAAGUUUGUUUGGACGCAUCAGAAGCCAAUUUUUCCUUUUACGCUUGGAUAGGAAAUUACACCCACCAUGGGAUAAGUAUACGUUGAACUCAGUGCUAAGCUAAACCCUCGUUCAUCAUGGUGGUGACUCGUUUGGAGCUCGAGCUACGCUACCAGGGCAAGAAGCUACGUGGCGUGACGUGGAAGUUGACUCGAUCGGAACAUGGUUUCCUUCCAGAGAGCUCCUGGCUCAUCGCUGCCCAGGUGAUCGUGCCGUACCUGGUGUCAGGGCUUGGGAUGGUCUCCGCCGGGAUUGUUAUGGACCUUAUACAACACUGGGAGGUGUUUAAGGUGAUAACGGAGGUGUUCAUCCUGGUGCCUGCGCUGGUUGGACUCAAAGGAAACCUGGAGAUGACCCUGGCUGCUCGCCUCUCCACUGCUGCCAACACAGGCCAGAUGGACGACCCUGAUAAACAGUGGACCAUGGUGUGCAGUAAUCUGGCUCUGAUACAGGUUCAGGCGACGGUGGUGGGCUUCCUGGCAGCAGUAGCAGCUGUGUGUCUAGGCUCCAUCUCCAGAGGAGGGAUUGAACUGGACCAGGCAGCUGUUCUCUGUGCCAGCAGCAUCACUACUGCCUUUGUAGCUGCUCUUUCACUAGGCCUGGUGAUGAUCGGAGUCAUCAUCGGCUCCAGGAAGGUGGGCAUCAACCCCGACAACGUGGCCACGCCCAUCGCUGCCAGUCUGGGGGACCUGAUCACGCUGUCCCUGCUGGCCGGGGUCAGCAGCACGCUCUACCAGUACAAAGAGGUCUGGUACCUGGCCCCCCUGGUGUGUCUGGUCUUCCUGGCUCUGAUCCCGGUCUGGGUCCUGGUGGCCCGGCAGAGUCCUCAGAUCAGGGAGGUGCUCCGCUCCGGCUGGCAGCCUGUUAUAGUCGCCAUGUCCAUCAGCAGUUUCGGAGGCCUGAUCCUGGAUAAGACAGUGAGUGAUCCUAACUUUAAGGGCAUGGCCGUCUUCACGCCCGUCAUUAACGGAGUGGGUGGUAACCUGGUGGCCAUCCAGGCCAGCAGGAUCUCCACCUACCUUCACUUCUGGAGCAUCCCCGGUGUUCUGCCCUACAAGAUGAGGCAGUACUGGCCCAACCCCUGCAUCACCUUCUUCUCCUCAGGGGUGAACUCCAAGUCAGCGCGGGUCCUCCUGAUGCUGGUGGUCCCGGGUCACAUGGUCUUCCUCUACGCCAUCUCUCUGCUGCAGGGAGACGAGGCGCCCAUCAGCCUCGCCUUCGUCAUCUGCUACCUGUGUGCCGCUACGCUACAGGUGGCCAUCCUGCUUUACUUUGCCGACCUGAUCAUCCGGGCGAUGUGGAGACGGAGUCUGGACCCCGACAACUUCUCCAUCCCGUACCUGACGGCCCUGGGGGACCUGCUGGGGACCGGCUUCCUGGCCCUCUGCUUCCGCUGCGUGUCGCUGCUGCAGAGCCUGGCCCUCUGAACGUCCCCCCUAGAGUCCCCCCACUGAACUUUCAGCCAGCCACUGUCCCGUCAUGCACCAGUUUCACUAUAUUUACACGGAUAAUAUGCUUUUAAAUUGGACAAUAAAGCGUUUUCUGAUGGUCCAGGAAUCUGCCAGACCCUCCCAUUCACACCCGUCCAGCCAGUCGUAUUAUUUAUUUAACGGAUUUAAAAGACUUUAAAAGUUCUAGUUCUGUCUGUCAGCGUAUUGAACUUUUAUUUUGUAAUCAUUCCUCUUUAUCUGUCUUUUAGUUUUCCUGCAUUAACUAAAUGUGCACUGUAAAAAAAAAAAAAGGUGUUUAGUCUAAAAACCAGAUCAAACAGUAAAUCUGAGGGAAAUGAUCUUGCUGCAUGGACAGAUAAUUUACCUUGACAAGAUUUCUGAAAUCAAGAUUAUUAAAUCUGGAAAUAAGCAUGUUGAACACUUAAAAUAAGAAAUUAACUGACCAAAAAAUACAGUCAUGGAAAAAAAGUAUUAAUCCACCAUUGUUUUCUUCAGUUUCUUGUUCAUUUUAAUGUCUGGUUCAACUAAAGGUUCAUUUGUUUGGACCAAUAUAAUGAUAACAACAAAAAUUGCUGAUAAGAGUUUAAUUUAAGAGCUGAUAUCUAGACAUUUAACAUGGUUUUAUUCAUAAUGAUUUUGGUCAUUAUCAAGAAUGUUUCCAUGACUGUAGAUGUAAAAAUGACUAAAAAAUACACAAAAUUACCAAAAAUAGAAGUAAAAAUUACGGAAAAUGACACAAAUUGAUCAAAGAUAGAUGUAAGAUGACCAAAAAAGGACACAAAAUGACCAAAAAUACAGUUAUGUUAAAAGUAUUAAACCACCCUUGUUUUCUUCAGUUUCUUUUUUUCUUUUCUUCUUCAUAAUGAUUUUGGUUAUUAUGAAUAAAACCAUGCUAAAUGUUUAGAUGUCAGCUCCUAAAUUAAACUCUUAAAAUACAGAAAUUGACCAAAAAAAGACACAAAAUGAUCAAAAAAGAAACAAAAUUACCAAAAAUAGAUGUAACAAUGACCACUAAAAAGACACAAAUUGACAAAAAAAAGAAACAAAAUUACCAAAAAUAGAUGUAAAAAUGACCACUUAAAAGACACAAAUUGACAAAAAAAAGACACAAAAUGACCAAAAAUAGAUGUAAAAAUGACCACUAAAAAGACACAAUGAUGAAAUUAAGAGAAAAAAGAUUGAAAAAACUUUAGAUUUAGAAGUGUUAGAUCAUUUAUCUUGUUUUAAGAGUUAAUUUCUUAUUUUAAGUGUUCCACAUGCUUAUUUCUAGAUUUAAUCAUCUUAAUUUGAUACAUCUUGUCAAAGUAAAUUAUCUGUCCAUGCAGCAAGAUCAUUUCCCUCAGAUUUACUGUUUUAUCUGGUUUUAAACACCUUCCUGCAGUGUGAGUGUUGUGGCUCUGAGCUCAUCAGCUUCUGUUUGAGGACUUUUCUUGUCUUGAUGUGGAUCAAACAGACUUGAAGCCGUCCGUGUUGAGGUGGGCUGUACUAUGCAUUAAUGCUGGGAGUCGUGGAGGUUAAAUAACUUCAGUAGUGCUGCACUAACUGGAGUUUUCAUGGAUGUACAUUAUGUCCGAAUGGGACAGAUUUAAUGCAAAUCAGGUUACACAGAGGAAUGUUCCUUCAUCACAUGAAAAACAACUGAUCAUCUCAUGUAUUUUAUGUACAAGAACCCUGAUUCUGGAAAAGUUGGGACACUUUAAUUAACCCUUUGAUGCACAACAUUAAUUUCCCAUGUUAUUUAAUGCUGCUGUGUGUUUCUGUGCCCUAUCUUUUGAUAUCAGCUUAUUUUAUGAUUGAAUAUUCCAAGUAUUCUUUAAAUAUCUUGUUUAUGAUAACAACAGAUCAUUAUUUCCAUUUUGCCUCUCAUACUUUAUGGAGAAAAAAAGUUUUUGUAUUAUUAGCUAACUA